Nematocida major is the source of this 264-nucleotide messenger RNA. RefSeq lists its product as uncharacterized. The coding region runs from base 1 to 264 and encodes 87 amino acids. The record is from RefSeq and is a predicted model, not a curated record. The transcript has a single exon. Lineage: Eukaryota; Fungi; Microsporidia.
AUGGAUUUAACCAAAGAAAGAAUAGACAAGCUUAAAGAACUAGAAAAAAAGAUGGCACAGCUUCUAGACAAAUUAAGAAAUGAGUACUCCUACACGCUGGGUGACCCCCUGGUGGACAAGGAGGGGUAUCCGCGGAGCGACAUUGAUGUGUACAUGGUGUGCAAGGAAAUAGAAGAGUACAAAAAGGCCAAGCAGGAGUGGGCUCCCCUUAGAAAGCUAGUGGAGGAGGAGCUUCUGAACCACUUUAGGCCAGAAACCCCGUAG